UUCUUUCACUUCUCUUUUUACGCUCUUUCCUUCCAAAAAAAAAAAAAAAAACAAAAGUUAUGUGAAAUUUGAGAAAAUUUGAUUCAUGAUGGGUUCUCGAGCUGGAACUAGGGUUCUUCAGCUUUCCCUCGAAAUUAGGGUUUGUUGGAAUAGGGUUAGUCAAUCAAUCUAGUCAAAGGCAAAAAGAUUCGAUUUUGAUUAUAUAUUCUUUGGAUUUUGUUCGGGGACUAGGGGAUUUAGUUGUCUUUUUUGAGUUCGUUUUUCAGGCAUUUUAUAAAAAAUUCCUUUUUCAGCCAAAAUUGCUUCUCAAAUAGUUGAGAAAAUUCCGAUUUUGGUGACGGGUUUUUUGACCUGAAACUAGGGCUUCUCCAGAUUCUUGAAAAAGUUGAGCCUUUUUGUUAUUGAAGCUUGAAAUAGGCGAUUUGGGUCUUCCUCUUUGUCUUCCUUUGAGCUCCCAAGAGUUAAAAAGACCCCUUUUUGAUGACGGGUCUUCGAGUUCAAACUAGGGUUCCUCUAGAUUUUUGUUAACAAAACUAAGAGGAUGGAUCUAAGUUUGAAUUUGGGUCUUCCUCUAGUUCCUCCUCCUCUAAGUGUAGACCUUGGUUACGACCUUGCCCUCGACGCUUUGGAUGAUGUCUUCACUUCAAUACCGUCUAUUGAUGAUCCGCUCCACCCGUUCGAUGAAAUGUCUGACCCUGAAAACUUAUUCGAACCUUUCGAUCUCCCCCCAUAUAAUGAUGAAAUUCCACCACAAAAUGCCUUGAAUUCGAUACCAUAUUCGCCAUCCCUAAUGUUCGAUAAUGAACCUUUGGCUCGCACAGGUGAGCCCAGAUUGCAUCAAGAUCUCCUUCAAUGCCCUGAGCUACGGUUCCAUAGAUUGUUUGAAUCCAGAGAACGAUUGGAGAUGGCAAGGACUCGUUCAAACCAAGAUGGCUCUAAUCAAAGUAAUGAACCUCUUUCAACUGACCCAGAAAGGCUAAUGCGUGAUAUAAGGAGGUCUGGAAGAUUCUUAGGUUCCAUUGGAAAGCAUAAGGCUGCUGAUAAAGCUCCAAAGACCGAGGAUUCGUCAGAGGAGAAGACGAAAGAGAAGAAUGACACUGCCUCUGAAUUUGGCUGCAACAUAUGCCUUGAAUUGGCAAAAGAGCCUGUCGUCACUUGCUGUGGUCAUUUGUUCUGCUGGCCAUGCUUAUAUCAAUGGCUCCAUAUCCAUUGUGAUUUCAAAGAAUGCCCUGUUUGUAAAGGGAAGGUGACUGAAUCAAACGUAGUUCCGAUCUAUGGAAGAGGAAAUUCGUCGAAGAGAGAAGAAGGGAAUAAUGAGGGUUUGGAGAUUCCUCCGAGGCCACAAGGGAAUAGGACUGAGAGCUUGAGGCAGCAAUUGCAGAGCUCGCCGUUGUUUGGGAGAACUGAAGCAUUGUAUCAGGAGGUUCAAGAUUUGAUCAAUGAUCUCCCUCAUAGGAUUCGGUUUUUCCAGAGAGAAGGGAGAAAUCCUCAGGCGAACGUGGUAAUUACAAUCUCUGAUGAUGUUGACCCUGCUCCUUCGCCUAGCCAAGUAUCUACUUCAAGCACCAUGGCUAUGAUUCAGGGUGAGAUUGUUCUGCAUAAUGAUGCAUCAUCUUUGGAUGCUAAUAGAGGAAGUGGGAGUGAUGUGGUUGUUAGAAGUAGGAGGAGGACCUCUGGUACUUUGGAGAAUGGAAGUGGAAGUGAACCUCAGCCGAGCCAAAGGAGAAGGAUGAACUGAGAAGUAAUUGUAUGUUCUAUUCAAUAAUGUCUUUUUUCGCUAUUGGUGUUACCUGAUAUACUUACAAUGAGUGCAUAUCCUUGUUGGUGUUUGUUUACUAAGAGAUAUUUCCUUUAAAAUGUAAAAACCUUUUUGUCAAAUUUCUGACUCUUGAGGAAACAUUCCUUGAGAAAAAUCUAAUGAUGGAGGAGGUUGAAGUGCAA
Asparagus officinalis (garden asparagus) is the source of this 1941-nucleotide messenger RNA. Its product is annotated as postreplication repair E3 ubiquitin-protein ligase RAD18-like. Gene Ontology annotation, molecular function: ubiquitin protein ligase activity; ubiquitin-like protein conjugating enzyme binding. Gene Ontology annotation, biological process: ubiquitin-dependent protein catabolic process. The record is from RefSeq and is a predicted model, not a curated record. The transcript has a single exon. Lineage: Eukaryota; Viridiplantae; Streptophyta; Magnoliopsida; Asparagales; Asparagaceae. Gene Ontology annotation, cellular component: endoplasmic reticulum. Bases 542 to 1738 code for a protein of 398 amino acids.